Brassicogethes aeneus is the source of this 1332-nucleotide messenger RNA. Lineage: Eukaryota; Metazoa; Arthropoda; Insecta; Coleoptera; Nitidulidae. The record is from the annotation of a GenBank genome assembly.
CUUAAAAAUGUGGUUUUAAUUUUUUGACGUUUUUGUUCUUUUUGUUAAUUUUUCUCUUAAUUAAUGGAGCGGAGUCAGUUUAAAUGCGGCGUUUGGAGUUGGGACGAUGAUAUGGAUGAAUUAAUAUUCAAUAGUAAAGAACCAUCACAGGUCUCCGAUACGUCUUUAGAUAGAGGUGCUGAUAGUGAGGUGUUUCGAAUGAGGGAAACUUUAGAUAGUUUGGAACAGGCCCAAUAUAGAAAACUCUAUCAAAGACGAGUAAAAAUACAAGACCCUGAAGUUGUUACAUUACAGGAUGUCAAAGAUAUAAUAAUAUACCUAAUAAACCCUAAAGACCUGUCGCCAGAGUUCAUACAAUUCGUUCACACUCCCUCCAUAGAUCGUUUUUUCAGGGCUCUAAUUGUUUACUUCCAAUUUUUUAUAGAAACCUACGAAAAUGUCUUGGAGAGGCGCGAGCUGGCAGCCAGAAGUCUACGAAAUGCCAACGUUGAACGUAACGAGGCCAUAAUAAGCGAAAACAUGGCCGAUUUAAGAAGUGUCGUUUCAAAGGAGUUCUCCGCCAUUUUGAUGGGUUCCAUGGAAAGCAUGCAGUUUCACCACAUGAACACCAAGAACAACACUUCGUUGACCGGUAAGGAUAGACGUCAGUACGAGUGUUUGAUAAAUUUUAGCAGCAGGGUUGUUUGGAUCACUCAUUGGAGAAAAUAUUUAGCGAAUAUUGAAGUAGAAAUAAACAGACUUAUUAGAUCGGACUAUUUUAAUAUAGUGGAACGAAAAGGUCGUAUCAGUCAGGCUAACCAAUUGUCAUCCGAAGAAAAAAAGAUAAUAUUCGGAGAAAAUUGGUAUCACGAGAAAAAAUUAAAACAAAAAUCUCCCAUUGUACAAGAAAUACUAACCUGUGAUCACGAUGUUCCUCUGAUGACAAUAAAUGUAUACAACUUAAGUACUGAUGAGCGUAGCGAAUUUCUCUCGGCAGCUUUCAGUUUCCCAGAAGAGGACUUAGCUCAUAAUGGGAUAGCUUUGGGCUGUCUGGGAUGGCCGAGGGUUAAAUUCGACGCCAUGUUAAAACUGAUACCAAGAAAUGUCAUCACUUCCAUGUCAAAUUUGAACAUGAUUUCGGCUUCAGAGGCCAACACCAUCAACUUGUUCGUCCCACCGGAAACUUUUGAUUUGCCGGCGAAAGCAGCGGUCAUUUCGUUGAAGGAGGCUGCCUCUAAUUAUAAUAGAAAGGAAGAUGUAAAUGCUGAAACUUUGCAGUGUAAAACCGAUAGAGUUAAGCAGAAGAACAUCUGGUUGAGGUAUCUCAAAAAUAUUGAACUUGAGUUGGAUUGA